Sesamum indicum (sesame) is the source of this 987-nucleotide messenger RNA. It is a transcript of the gene RPL21C, whose product is annotated as Ribosomal protein L21. Lineage: Eukaryota; Viridiplantae; Streptophyta; Magnoliopsida; Lamiales; Pedaliaceae. Gene Ontology annotation, biological process: translation. Gene Ontology annotation, molecular function: structural constituent of ribosome; RNA binding. The record is from RefSeq and is a predicted model, not a curated record. Gene Ontology annotation, cellular component: ribosome.
UCACGACGAGGGCAAAAAUGUCAUUUAGGUCGUAGAGCAAUGGAUAGGAUAACGAGACAUCCAGAAAGCACAGAAAGCUCAAUUCUCAAACUCAACAAUGGCAGCUGCCCUCUCACUCUGUUCUUCUCUCACUCCAAAGCUUCAACAUCGCAAUCAGACUCCAACACCCUUUUCUCAUUCAAGAAUCAAUCUUUCUUUUCUCUCCCACCCUCUCUCGUCUCUGACGCUCACCUCGCGCACACAUCCCGCAUUAUCUUUUGCUCCAAAAUCAACUGAUACAGUAGCUGAAGUUUCUUUAAGCGAACCAGAAGCUGAUAAUGCAGCCACGGAAGCUGAGCCCGCUGUUGAAACAACGGAGCCAAAGCGUGAGGAAGUUUUUGCUGUUGUGAUGGUUGGAUCUAGGCAAUACAUUGUGUUCCCUGGACGUUUCAUCUACACGCAGAGGCUUAAGGGUGCAAAUGUAAACGACAAGAUAACCUUAAAUAAAGUUUUGCUGGUGGGAACAAAAACAAGCACAUACAUUGGAAAACCAAUUGUGCCAAACGCCACAGUCCAUGCCAUUGUCGAAGAGCAAACAUUGGAUAAGAAGGUCAUUGUCUUCAAGUACAAGAAAAAGAAGAACUACAGAAGAAAUAUUGGGCACAGACAGCCUAUUACAAGGAUAAGAAUAACAAGUAUCACAGGGUACCAAGACUCACCUGCUGUCACCCUUGAGUAGUUAUACUGUUAUAUUCCACCCCAGCCGUCAUUGUCAUUUUCAAAAUUUGUUUAUGCCUGAUUUUGUAACAUCGCACUAGUUUUUUGAGAAGAUUAUGUUGUAGGCUCUGUGAGGCCUUGUGGUCAAUUUAAAUUUUGUGUAAAAAGCCAGUUAGAAGGAGGGCUUUGUAGUCAACAUUUGAUUCUCAAAUCCUGUUGUCACAUUAUAUUCUUGGCUAUAAUACAGUUGCUUCAAGCAUCGGCUGACCAUAAUAAUUGCGUUUGUUUUCA